Molecule: messenger RNA, 189 nt
Organism: Tricharina praecox
Lineage: Eukaryota; Fungi; Ascomycota; Pezizomycetes; Pezizales; Pyronemataceae
Exons: 1
Biological process (GO): positive regulation of transcription by RNA polymerase II
Cellular component (GO): nucleus
Source: RefSeq, a predicted model, not a curated record
UGUCAUUGGGGGACUUGUGCUAAAACAUUCAACAGCCCGGAUGAUCUUUACGACCACAUCUGCGAGGAGCACAUCGGACGAAAAAUCCACAAGAACCUGUGUCUGCAAUGCUCUUGGCAGGCAUGCGGUUAUACCGGUGCCAAGAAGCAGGACCAGAUCACGUCGCACAUCCGUGUCCAUACCAAACUG